ACCACCACCACUCAACAUCCACCAACUCUCUGCUCAACUUUCUGAUCUGAUCUGCAGCUUUGAAUCACCGGAAACAAACAAGCUUUCACCGAGAAGUCAUGACGGACUCUGUGAUCAUGGCAGAUGAAGCAGCGGUUGUGGAGGCAGGCUCAUCUGAGAGCCCGCUGGUCGCUGUCACCUUCCAGAGAAACAUCCACAGGAAGGAGAAGUACCUAGAGGCUGAGCCCAAAGCUCUUGGGAUCACUCAGAUUGGCCUGAGUCUGUUUCAGAUCAUAUGUGUGAGUGUGUUUGUGGCUAAAGACCUGAGCAGCUUUGAGGAAGAAAUACCUUUCUACAUUGCAUCUUUACUGGUGGUGAUAGCAGGGAGUGUGGCGAUAGCAGCACAGAACCUCCACCUGCCAACGCUGCGGGGCUGUUUGGGGAUGCAGAUUGUGGCUUGUGGCGCCUCCUGCUUCAACAUCAUCUAUACUCUGGUGAAAGUGGAUAGUAUGGUGCCAUACAUUUGCUGGCACUAUGACUAUGACAACUCCUCAGCACAUAAUAGCGAGAUUUGCCAUAUGAUUGAGAGCACCCACAGUCACUUUCAAGCUGAGGGUGCUAUCAUCGAGGCGCUUCUGUUGGCUAUCUCAGCUGCUCUGGUCGCCUAUUGCUGCAAGGUGGUCAACUGUUGCUCGCCGGCUCCAAAAAUGCCGGUGAUCACAGUACACACCACCGCUGUCCAACAGUGAGGAGACAAACCAGCACAGAUGACAGAUGUACAGCUACAUACACAAAGUGAAAGCUGCACUCAUUAAUACUUUUCUGUUAAAGGUGUGUCAUAUGGCUGUGUGUAAUGUGAAUGGGGCUGUUUGUGACCAUGAACCCAGAGAUUUAUAACAAACUCUGCCGUUCCUCUCAACUCUACUGAGCUUUUUAAGCCUCUAUUUUUAGCUCAUUGUUUUGGUUUAUGGUCCACAAGAACUUUCCUCCUAGCAGCAAGACAACAGCAGUUGACUGGUGAACACAGGGGAGCAUUUAGUUUAAAUUCAUUGGUCUAUUUGCUGACACAUUAGCCAUAACAACUUUAAGAGACGACAUGUCAAAUCAAGUGUUUACAGCUUGUUCUGCUGCUUGUUAGUGACCAUUAUUAAAAAAGGGUGCAGUUUUAAGAAAAAUGUAUUAAACUUUACCAGGUGAAUUAAAAUUGCAUAUCACCACACAUAUUACAUAUAUUUUUUUACGCUAUAUAAUGUUUUUAUAUGUACUAACUCUUUUUUAAUGUGAACUUUAAUUAUAGCAUUCAACUAUUCAAUUGGUUGCAAUCUGCAACUUCACCACUAGUUGCCACUAAAUUCUACAUACUUGUCCUUUAAAGCGUUUCUAUAGUGUCUGACUGUGGCCACAAGUGCCAAGUACAUGACAAUGAUAAAUGCAUAAACACUUUGUAACAGCACUAUAAGUAGAGCAGAGUCAUUAAGUCAAUGACCUAAACUCAGUAAUGUUAUAUCUAUAGUUUUCUAACAUCAGCUAACAUAGCUAGCAUAAGCUACUGGUCAUACCAAACUGAAGGCUGUAACAAGUAAACCUCCCUAAAGUAUUCAACAUUUUAUUUUCAGGGUAAACUGUAAAGUUAUGUAGUCUAACUUGAACAUGUAAUUAAUGUCUCUGAAACUAACUUUGUAAAGAAAC
This is a messenger RNA of Scomber japonicus (chub mackerel), 1668 nucleotides long. RefSeq lists its product as uncharacterized. The coding region runs from base 99 to 728 and encodes 209 amino acids. NCBI's taxonomy places the organism in Eukaryota, Metazoa, Chordata, Actinopteri, Scombriformes, Scombridae. The transcript is spliced from 8 exons. The record is from RefSeq and is a predicted model, not a curated record.